UAGAGAAAGUAGAUAUGAUACUCUUGCCUUUGUUCUUUUCUUUAAGCUCUCCUUCACGUUUCCGGGCUUAUAUAAGCCUUUAAUGCUGAAAGGAUCUGAAGUAAUCGAAUCCUUCAUAAUCGUUAUCAGAAACCAACUAACUUUGUAAUCGAAUCCUUCAUAAUCGUUAUCAGAAACCAACUUACUUUCAAGUUUUUCUUUCCCCAUUAUGUUCUCUUCCUUGUUGGUUGAUAUGAGACUUUCAAAUUCAAAUCUUUCAAGUUUCAACUCAAAGCUUUAGCUUUAAUGUUCCAUGACGAAACGUUAAAACUUUUGAAUCGAACGUUACUGUUGAGACCUGAGAGUGCUUUUCGGGUUACGGUCACUCAGUAAAGUAGAAGGAGAUGCAGCAUUUGUCUUCUACUUUUGUGUUUGUGUUGAACUGUAACUUUUCUAGCUAAGAUUUGCUUAAAUUUAUACUGCGCUUAAUCAGCUAGUGAUUGAAAAUUUCCCUUCUCCUAUUUGGGUUUGAUCUUGACAGUAAAAUUGAUCCAGAGGAUAGAAGUGGAGAGGAGGGUAGGAUGAUAAGCUUUGGGAUGGGAUGACUCGAUUUCCUCAGGAGAUCUCAAAUUUUCCUUCGAUAAAAAAACAGAGGGAAAGGAAAAUUUUCUGGAUAAUUUUUUGGCGCUUGUUCGAGAGCUACCCACUUGGUGGAAAUCAAACAUUAGAGUUCGAGAACUUCUGAGAUUCUGAAAACCCAGAAAUCUUUUAUGGAUUCUGUUCUUUGUUCCAGCUCUCUUUACAAACGGUUGAAAAGGUGGCGGGUUUCCCAAUAGAGAAGAAGGAAAUUUUAGCUUUAGUUAGGAUUAUUGAAACGAUAUGAUUUUUGGUUGUUCCUGGGUGGUUGGUAACUUCUUCGAAUGAAGAGUGUUCGGUUGGGUAUGAAUUCAAUUAGAUUUUUUUUUUCUCAGUUAUUUCUUUGGGGAUUUCCUUCUGAGUUCAAUUUUUAUUGACAUGCAAUAAAAAACAGAGACCCUGGACUUAUUUGUUUGAUUCAAUUAGUGGAGCCUUUUAAUUUUAUUUGAUCUAUCGAAUUAUUCUGGUUGUGAAAUGAGUUUCUUAUAAACUGUUUCUUUCCCGGAAAAUGUGAUGAGGGUUUUGUUUGGCAAGUUCCACUGCCCUUCUUUCAUUUGCUUUUGCAAACCUUCUCAUCUACUUUCUCCUUCCCCAUUGAAAUUAGAGAACAGCCCACAUGUUCCUUCUCCUUUAUCUCCAGUUCCUGAUGUUGUGGAGUUAUCUGGUGAGAGGAUUGAGGUAAAGAAUGAAAGCUUUGAUGGGAAUCAAGUUGAAAAUCCAAAAAGCAGUCUCAAGAAGCCGUCCUCAGAACCAAGGGUUCCAAAAGAGAUUGAGAAGAAAAGAGUUCAGUGGAUGGAUUUCUUGGGGAAAGAACUUGUUGAGAUAGAGGAGUUUGAAGCCAGUGAAUCAGGAGAUUCAGAUGAUGAAGGUGACGGUAGUCGAGGCUGUGUUUGUGUUAUUCAGUGACUGUGAUUAUUCCGCUUGCCUCAGUACCCCUUUGGCUAUGGCAUUGACAGGAGUACAGCAACUCCAAUUCUCUUGGCAUCCAUGUUCAGGUCCUGUAUCCUUUGAGGUCAAGUCUCUGAACAUGUGGCCUCAUGUUUAUGAUGUGAACAUCAACGAAAUUGAGCUGCAAGGGUGAGCUCAAAAGAAAGCAUUAUCAUUGCUUUACAAUGUUCAAAAGAAAGUUUUUCCAGUGCAUCACGAUAUCCAAUGGAAUUCUCUUCAAGCAUGGAAUUUCAUUUAGAGAGCUGCACUGAAUGCAGGAUCCAUUCCUUCCAUUGUUUUCUCACCAGGAUCUGAAUCAGGAAUCUUGUUUGAGUUCAAGUUUAAUGCAAUGCUUUUCUUUUCUGUUAAAGUUUAAAAUGAUUAAAAAAAGUAUUCAUUUAUUUCUUUUAGAUUCUUGACUUGGUUUUGCAUUUGAUUGUAAAACCCAGCACUAACUCAGUAUCCCACAUCAAUGAACAUGUUAAAAUUUCCGUUCA
Messenger RNA from Macadamia integrifolia, 2039 nucleotides. RefSeq lists its product as uncharacterized. Bases 1129 to 1521 code for a protein of 130 amino acids. NCBI's taxonomy places the organism in Eukaryota, Viridiplantae, Streptophyta, Magnoliopsida, Proteales, Proteaceae. The transcript has 2 exons. The record is from RefSeq and is a predicted model, not a curated record.